Molecule: messenger RNA, 1985 nt
Organism: Cynoglossus semilaevis (tongue sole)
Lineage: Eukaryota; Metazoa; Chordata; Actinopteri; Pleuronectiformes; Cynoglossidae
Gene: fhl2a
Product: four and a half LIM domains 2a
Exons: 6
Coding region: 249-1088 (279 amino acids)
Cellular component (GO): Z disc; nucleus
Molecular function (GO): transcription coregulator activity
Source: RefSeq, a predicted model, not a curated record
UGGGGGGGGGGGGGGGUAAUCUCUGUGAAGCACCACUGUAUUUAUAGAGCUUUUAAAAAAAGAUUUUCUGUUCCCCUGGUACCACUCCCUCAAUGGCACCGCCCCUGUUUUCAAUUAGCCCACGAUGGGUGGAGUAAUGCAAUCAGGAGUAACUUCAGCUCAACACAGGCUCCUACCCUCAGUCUGACACAGACUCCGCACAGGCACACACUCCUCAAACAGGAAGCGGGGGCAGACCUUAGGUCAAAAUGACCGAUCGCUACGAUUGCCACUACUGCAAGGAAUCCCUUUUUGGGAAAAAGUAUGUCCUGAGAGAGGAGAAUCCCUACUGUGUGAAAUGCUAUGAGAGCCUGUACUCCAACACCUGCGAGGAGUGCAAGAAGCCCAUUGGCUGCAACACCAGGGAUCUGUCCUACAAGGACCGUCACUGGCACGAGGACUGUUUCAAGUGCUUCCAGUGCAAGCGCUCCCUGGUGGACAAGCCCUUCUCCACCAAGGAUGAGCAGCUCCUCUGCACUGAGUGCUACUCCAAUGAGUACUCCUCCAAGUGCCAUUCCUGCAAGAAAACCAUCAUGCCUGGCUCUAGGAAAAUGGAGCACAAGGGCAACAGCUGGCACGAGACCUGUUUCACCUGCCAGAGGUGCCAGCAGCCCAUCGGCACCAAAAGCUUCAUCCCUAAGGACAGCAACAACUUCUGCGUGCCCUGCUAUGAGAAGCAGUUUGCCAUGCAGUGUGUUCACUGCAAGAAGCCAAUCACCACUGGUGGCGUGACCUACCGUGACCAGCCUUGGCACAAGGACUGCUUCCUGUGCACCAGCUGCAAGCAGCAGCUGGCUGGCCAGAGGUUCACCUCAAGAGAUGACUUUGCCUAUUGCCUCAACUGCUUCUGCAACCUGUAUGCUAAGAAGUGUGCUUCCUGCACUACGCCAAUUAGUGGUCUUGGCGGCAGCAAGUACAUUUCCUUCGAGGAGCGCCAGUGGCACAAUGACUGCUUCAACUGUAAGAAGUGCUCUGUGUCCCUGGUUGGACGUGGGUUCCUCACUGAGCGUGAUGAUAUCUUAUGCCCAGAAUGCGGCAAGGAUAUCUGAUUCAAGAUUCCGAGUAAAGGACAAGAAUCUUCGUCUGACCGACUACAAAUACUUAUACAAAUACAAAUACAAGUACAAGGCACAAGCAACGAUUACUAUCUUGGCAAAGAUAUUUAACAUUGCUACAAAUGUAAGAUGGUUUUAAUGACACCAAAUUAAAAACUACUAACAGCAUUAUAGGAAUUUAUUCAAACUUAAUAUUAACUAAGUAACCAUUAGUUGAAUGUUGACUGAAUAAAAUCAAUCAAUAAAAAAAUUAACUGUUGGCAUGGAUGUAAUAUCUGCUCAUAAAUCAACAACAAACACUGUUUGAUGGAUGCUUUUUGAAAAUUAUCAGCAGAAUUUAUUGCAGACUUUAAGGUAAUAAUUAUAAUGACUGCUUUGUGCAUGGAUUAUUAUAGGGUUUGAGGUUUGUGAAUAUGUCCUGCUUUAACUAAAGAAAUGUCGACAUUGAUUAGUUACAUAUACAAAUGUUUAAUGUACUGUGGUUGUGCAUGAAAUUACUCUAAUUAGUACAAAAUAAACUUAAACCCAAUAUAGUUUAUAUCAUAAAUGUUAUUUUAAAAUAUAAAUAAUAUAUGUAUCUAGACAGUGUGUGACCCUCAAGGGUUUGUGCUGGCUGGUGGCUACAUCUAAAACCUUUUAAUGCCGCAAACUUGACGGUUAAUUUCAAACUGCUUUAUUGUUUGUUUAUUUUUCAAAGGCAACGCAAAAAUGUAAUAAAUUAAAGGAUGUACUUAGUAUAUGUGAUAAUUUAUUUACAAAAAGCAACUGUUUGUACUACAAAUAUAACACUUGGUUUGAGCAUUCAAAGAAUUUACAAACAUUGGAAAAAUGUGUUUGAGCAACAUUAUUAACAAUUAUCCACCACAGUUUCAAAUAAACCCCGUUCAAAAA